Messenger RNA from Schizosaccharomyces japonicus yFS275, 2654 nucleotides. Its product is annotated as inner membrane protein. The transcript has a single exon. The coding region runs from base 473 to 2464 and encodes 663 amino acids. Lineage: Eukaryota; Fungi; Ascomycota; Schizosaccharomycetes; Schizosaccharomycetales; Schizosaccharomycetaceae. The record is from RefSeq and is a predicted model, not a curated record.
GUGUGCUGUAUUGCAGCGGGCUUUGGGAGACUACCGUUCCGCUGCGGUCUAGGUGGUGAGGAGUUCGCAGGAUGGUUCAACAAUAAAAACGCUUUGAAUAAGCCAAUUUUUCCAAAAACAUAUACGCUGCUGUAUGUCUAUGUAUCUUUACUAUGCAAAGGAAACGUUCCGCUAUAAACAGUUGUCUAGAGUUUUAUCGAGUUGCAACAUUAUAGUUAAUUAUAAGCGAAAUUCCGUCACGGGGCUAAGAACUUUAUUUUAAAGUCGCAGAAGUAUCCCAACCCUCUCAGUCGGGUAGGUCCCUUAAUGGUAAAGCUCAUGUGGUUUGUUAAGCUGUCCAUCACCCUGGCUCAUUGACCGCAAGUGUUCUAUACAUUAUUUCUUACACCUGUACAUUCUGUUACUAUGAUUUAUUGAGUUUCGUACAUAAAGUUUUUUGUGGGUGUCCUGCCGGACAUAAACGUUUCAUUGAAUGCUAAUUCGUCAACGAUCAAUGUUUUCUUCCAAAAUAAUGUAUAUACAGCGCUAUUUACUUACUUUGUCGACUCAAGGAAAAAAUGGAAUGAGGGCUUCGUCUUCACCAUAUUUGCUGUGUUCGUCUGUUCCAGUUGCGAGACGGCCCACUGUAAACAGAACUUUUCAUGUGAAUGCAAGCUAUAGAGCGCAUGUCGGGGAACAGGCGAAUAAGAGUUCGCCAAUUAUAUACCCUACCAAGUCUCGAGCUUUUUUGAGAAGAAAGAUUAUAGACGAUUCUCCAAGUCGAACUCCCGUUAAUCUAUAUUUGGAAGCAGAACAAUUGCUUCAGCAACCAGCUUCUAGUGAUGUUAAAUUGGAUUUCAUUAAAUCAAUAAACGAAGUAAAACCGGAAAAAAGUGAAGUUACCGAAACUCAAUACGAUGCUCUGCUAAUAAUGCUGGAAAACUCCUUCUUAAAAGAGCAGUUGCAGCACUACGUAAAAAGUUUUAACAUUAAAAACUUUUACCGACUAACAAAACGUGAACUUGUUGUUCGCAUUUUAGAAGAUGUUUGGCAACUAACUUGCAUUAAGCGAGUCAAUGAAAAAUUGGAAGUUUCUGAGAUUCUUAAGCUAUCUGUCGACGAGCUUUUUCAUAUAUAUGUCAUUAGAAACACAACGCUUGCUCAAUGGAGUGCUCGGUUGAAUUGCCGCGCAACUUUUAACUUUGAAACAUUGCAGCUCAUUCUUAAUGGAAGAAAGAAUGAUGUCAACGCCCUUCAAUCAAAGAUUGCUUCCUAUUUAAAGGGAAUAACGAAGCUUUCUAUCACAUCUAAAGCAUAUGAAUUUGCUCGCUCUAAUAUCCGCUCAUUCUUUCAACGGUUUCGAAUUCCUAUCCGUUUUCUUCCGGAUAAUCAAAUUAGUGUUUGUACACAUGCAUCUACUGUUCAUUCAUCUAACUCUUUACGGCGUUGCCUUAAUUACGCAGCAUUUUGCGAGUCUAACUCACCGAACAAUGUUUUCCUUGCUCUUUCACCGGAAAAAAGUAACAUGCCUCUGCCAUUAAUGUAUGAUUUUUUCCCACUAACUUCAUUUCCGUGGUAUCUACACAAUAAAAUGUGGAAAAGGUGGUCGUAUCCUGCGACUUUAACUGGGACUAAAUUAGUGGAUGUCGAUCAAAUUCCAUUUACUAUUGCCGAUGACUUACAAUCGAAUAGUCCAAAAUGCUACUACAAUGGUCUAACAGAAAUACUGAAGGUAAUUUCCUCGCCGCGAAUUGAGCUUUCAGGUGAAAAUAAAGAAUACGUAAAAAUAACACUUGGCAACUUUUUGUUUGACGAUUACUUCGCCAAUUACCAAGGAAAAUAUAAGCCAAAUACAACAUCUAGCACAGAAGUCGUACUAGAUGAGGGCCGGCCACAUUCGGUAUUCGUUCCCUGUUCUGGAGGUUUAGCUUCAAAAGUUCAAAGUUUGAUUGCCUUUAAUGAUACACGCUUUUAUCGUGAAAUUAUCCUGCUACAGGACACGUUCGAACAUAAUUGUGCAGAAACUAUUCCUACUUACCUGCGCUUGUUGAUACCGCAAGGAAAAGACCUUGAGAGCACACUCCGUGAGACACAUUUUACAGCCGUUUACACCCGUAAAGAGGUGGUUAUGGCUCUGACAAAUUGCGAUUUGGACAUUAAGGUACAGUUUCAACAGUAUCAAUCCCUUCCUAUCAAUGAAGACAUAAUGAAGUUAGUCGAGUAUUUAAUUGCACCAGUGGCAGGUCUAAAAAGUUUAGCAGAUUACUCGUACUCUUUCAACACAAAGAAGGGCACACUACAUUAUGUCUUCGCAACUUCAAAUAAGUUACAAACUCGAGAGGCUUUCAAGGAUGCAAUCUGUGUUUCUCUCAACUCUAGUAUCCGAGAAUGGGGAGGAAUUAAUUCUAGCGUUUCAAUGACUAGCGCAUUGGUGUCGCAGCCUUUUCAGUCUCUUUCUAAUUUUGUUUCUAGUUUUCUAAAUUGAGCGUGAAUAAAUUUCAUGUUAAGUAGUAUGAGCCAUUCUUUUCAAAACUUCAAGUGCCAAACGCCAACAUUCCUCUUCCAAAGUACUCAAAUUUAACGAUAAACAGUACUUCAAUUAAUUAUUGCAGAUGUAGCGUUAAUUGAGCAGUACGACUAAACAACUAACAAAUGGGUGAUUAAGUGGUUUCGGU